Messenger RNA from Trichoderma citrinoviride, 762 nucleotides. RefSeq lists its product as hypothetical. Lineage: Eukaryota; Fungi; Ascomycota; Sordariomycetes; Hypocreales; Hypocreaceae. The coding region runs from base 1 to 762 and encodes 253 amino acids. The transcript is spliced from 2 exons. Gene Ontology annotation, cellular component: membrane; mitochondrion; cytoplasm. The record is from RefSeq and is a predicted model, not a curated record.
AUGCAUCGCCCACGAGACCAGCUUCGCACCCAGUCAUCAUCAGCACAAUCUUCUAAAAGCACAUCGCCAACUACAUCGCAAAGUACAGUCAAGAUUCCAGGAGAAACACCGGCGAGCAGUAUCACCGCGCCCGUCUCAGCAACAGUCCAGCACGCAGUCGUACCGCUAUGGCAGCGGCUGGGCCCCGUCACUCGCCUGGCACAAGCAUAUGGACAAUCGCAGAAGAAGAGGCCGUAUGUGACGCAGACCAUCAGCUCCAUCUUCAUCUUCUUCAGCGCCGACCUCCUUGCCCAAAGCAUGAGUGACGACGAUUAUGAUCCCGUGAGGACGGUGCGGAAUGUCUUUAUUGGAGCUGGCACUGCCGUUCCGGCAUACGAAUGGUUCAAGUUUCUCGCCACACGCUUCAACUACAAGUCUCGUGCGCUGUCGCUGGGCGUCAAGAUAGUCAUGAACCAGCUCCUCUUCGCCACGUACAUGAACGUCUACUUCUUCAGCAUGCAGGCCCUGCUCUCUGGCGAUGGCAUCGGCGGCGCUGUCCAGCGGGUGAGAGACACUCUGCUCACCAGCUGGAUCAAUUCCUGCAAGAUCUGGCCCAUUGUCAUGGCGUUCAACCUGUCCUACGUGCCUCUAGAGUACCGAGCCCUGUUUGCCGGCAUUAUCAAUCUCGGAUGGCAGGCGUAUCUGAGUCUCCUGAACAGGUGGGCGGAGAUUCGCGAGGCUGAAGCCGCCGAGACGGCAGCUGAAGCUGUGGCGCUGGCUUAG